AGGAGGUUUUCUUCUCAAGUCAGCAAAGAUCAAAACUCGACCGAUUCAAAUUCUUAUAGCAUUUUCAUUUUCCGAGAAAGUCGCAUUUAGCCAUUAAAGGAACUCUCGGAGUCGUGCUUUUGAAGGUUUAAGUUGAAUCUCGAGUUUCUUUUCUUCCAGAUCUGCUUCUACAGGAGGAUCAGAGAGAUCGAAAUGGUAAAAAAAGCGAAAUGGCUGAAGAACGUAAAGAAAGCGUUUAGCCCAGAUUUAAAGAAGUUGAAACACCAAUCGGUUGAGUGUCAAAAUAGUGUGAUCUCUUACCCUGUCUUGGUUGCCACAUCCAGAAGCUCUCCUCCUCAGUUUGAAGUGAGAGUUGAUGAGGUCAAUAAUGAAGAGAAGAAGAAGAAUCUGUGCCCUCCUCCUUCAGAUUCUGUGAUUGCUACAGAAGAAGAUGUUUUUGUAGAUUCACCUCCAUCUUCUCCUGAGUUUGUUCGUCCAGCUACACCUGAUAGGUUUGCAGGGAAGUCAAAGGAAGAAGCUUCUGCCAUCUUGAUCCAGUCUACAUUUAGGGGCUAUUUGGCAAGAAGAGAAUCGCGGGAGAUGAGGGGAUUGGCCAGACUUAAGUUAUUGAUGGAUGGAUCGGUUGUACAACGGCAAGCUGCAAAUACACUCAAAUGUAUGCAGACUCUCACUCGUGUACAGUCACAAAUCCGGUCUAGGAGAGUCAGGAUGUCAGAAGAGAAUCAAGCUCGCCAUAAGCAACUCCUUCAGAAGCAUGCCAAAGAGCUAGGAGGCUUAAAGAAUGGGGGUAAUUGGAAUGACAGCAAUCAGUCGAAGGAACAAAUAGAAGCAGGUUUGUUGAAUAAGUACGAGGCGACAAUGAGAAGGGAAAGGGCAUUGGCUUAUGCAUUCACACAUCAGCAAAACCUGAAGAGUAACUCAAGAUCUGCAAACCCGAUGUUCAUGGAUCCUAGCAACCCGACUUGGGGUUGGAGCUGGUUGGAAAGGUGGAUGGCUGACCGGCCAUGGGAGAGCUCAGAGAAAGAACAGAACAACAACAGUGAAAACUCCUCGGUUAAGACCUCGUCUAACCGUAAUUCCCAUCGAGGAGAAACCGCAAAAUCUUCGAACCGCAAAAACCUCAAUAGCUCGGCUCAACUCAAUACCCCAUCUUCAUCAUCAUUAUCCACCACAAGAAUCCCGAGAAAGAACAGGCCAACACCACCGUCCAUAAAAUCAAAGACCACCGAUGAAAACGCCAAGAGCUCGGAAAAGAAUCGUAGGCACAGCAUUGCAAGGUCAUCGGUUAGUGAUGACGAGAACUCAACGGCUCGACGUAGAAACAUGGUUCCCACAAAAUCAACAAGAGGCAAGCUCAAGGCCCAGAGCUCAUCAAGCGUCUCCGUAAUCACGACAACCAUGGAGGAAAAUGGUGUUUUACCGCAGAAAGCAGCAGCAAAGAAACGGAUCUCCUACUCGGCUUCUCCUGCACCCAAACCCAGACGAUCCUCAGCCCCGCCCAAGGUGGAGAACGGCCUUCUCAAGGCGGUGAGAACGCCGUGACCAGCCGAGUUAUUUAUAUACAAAUUUUAUCAUUAUAUAAUAUAUAUAUAUAUAUAUAUAUAUAUAUAUAUAUAUUUGCGCCAAGAAUGGUGUUCUGAGUUUUGUCUCAAACUAUACGCAAUGUUGUUGGUUACUAGAAUGUGUCGCUGUGAUUCAUUUGUGCAGUGUAAGUCUCUGA
Eutrema salsugineum is the source of this 1720-nucleotide messenger RNA. Its product is annotated as protein IQ-DOMAIN 1. Bases 193 to 1542 code for a protein of 449 amino acids. Gene Ontology annotation, molecular function: protein binding. The transcript is spliced from 6 exons. NCBI's taxonomy places the organism in Eukaryota, Viridiplantae, Streptophyta, Magnoliopsida, Brassicales, Brassicaceae. The record is from RefSeq and is a predicted model, not a curated record.